AGCUCUGGCAUAUCUUUCAGUCGAACAAGCAAUGGCCUCCGGAUCAGCCAUCAUCAGCUUUUUCCUGCUAUCACUGGCUCUCGUGGCAAACGCAGCUGAUCCAGAUCCAGUUCUCGACUUCUGCGUCGCCAACAACAGCAGCAGCGGCUCCUCGGGAUCAUGCAGAAAUCCUUCGGCAGUCACCGGCCAGGACUUCGUGUCCGAGAUCCUCAGGAACAUCAACAACACGCAGGCUCCAAACACCUUCAACGCAAUUCUGGCGUCAGUUUCAACGUUUCCGGGCCUCAACACGAUGGGUCUCUCGAUCGCGAGGGCCGACUUUGGCGUCGGGGGUGUGGUUCCGACUCACGUCCAUCCCAGAGCAUCGGAGCUCAUCUACGUCGCGGAGGGGACAAUCUCGGCCGGAUUCGUGGACACCAACAACGUUUUGUUUGCUCGGACGCUCCAGAGAGGUGACAUGAUCAUCAUUCCCAGGGGUCUGCUCCACUACCAGUACAACGUUGGCAGCGAGCCUGCUACUACGUUUGCGGUGUUUAACAGCCAGGAGCCUGGACUCCAGCUGCUGGGGCCGAGCUUGUUUGGAUCAGAGAUCCCCACUCCAGUUCUUGCGUCGUCGCUGUCUCUCAAUGAGAGCACCAUCGCUGCCUUGCGAGGAAUCUAUGCUCCUUCCUCUUGAAUUUGUUCGUAAACAUGCGUUGAGUAAAGAUUCGCUGCUGCAUUUGUGCUUUAA
Selaginella moellendorffii is the source of this 730-nucleotide messenger RNA. Its product is annotated as auxin-binding protein ABP20. The record is from RefSeq and is a predicted model, not a curated record. The coding region runs from base 32 to 676 and encodes 214 amino acids. Gene Ontology annotation, molecular function: manganese ion binding. Lineage: Eukaryota; Viridiplantae; Streptophyta; Lycopodiopsida; Selaginellales; Selaginellaceae. The transcript has a single exon. Gene Ontology annotation, cellular component: cell wall.